AUGCCCCGUAAGAAGGCCCUCCUGAUUGGAAUCAACUACACCGGCUCCAAGCAUCAGCUGAAUGGCUGCAUCAAUGACGCCAUGAACGUUCGCGAAUACCUAGUUCGAGACCGUGGUUAUUCUCCAGAUCAGCGGGAUAUGGUGAUCUUGACCGAUGCGCCGGAGAAUCGAGGCACGCCAUUCUUUCCUACUGGCGCCAACAUGCUGGCUGCAUUCAAGUGGCUAGUCUCCGGCAACAAUCCUGGUGAUUCGUUGUGGUUGUCAUAUUCAGGUCAUGGGAGUAUGUUUUCGUUGAAAGCUGUACUGUGCAGUGGGGAAUUUCUGACAAAAUACUUUUCAAAGGCCAAGUUCGAGAUCCUGAUGGGGACCGAGAUUCUGGGUAUGCAUUUGAAUCAUCUGGAUGUAACAUGCAAGAUCAACCCCGUGCUUACGAUUCUUAGCUUCGAUGACACUAUAUGUCCUGUUGAUUUCGAACAGAAUGGACAGAUUACAAGUGACACGCUCCACAAAGUGAUCGUCUCACCCAUGAAUCCCCGGAGCCGGCUAACCAUCCUCUUUGACUGCUGCCACUCUGGCUCUGCCGUGGAACUACCUUACGUGUUCCGACCCGACGCCGACGGCAGAGUGAACAUGGUCAACAAUGUCAAAGAAGGCAUGUCGCUGGCAAAGGAGGCAUCAGCCCUGCUACACGGCGGAUUCUCCGUGGAGAAAGUCCGCGAUGUACAGUCAUUGAUUGGGCGCGGAUCGUCUCUGCUGCAUAAAUUCACACAUCCAGAUGCACCCUCGGAUGAAAAUGGGCUCGCUGAUGAGAAUUUCGUGGAAGAUUGGCGCAAUGAGGGCAAGGAUGUGUGGAUGUUUAGCGGUUGUGCUGAUGAUCAGACAUCUGCUGAUACGAGUAUGCAAGGUCUUGCAACAGGUGCAAUGUCCUGGGCGUUCAUCAAUACCAUGAGGCACAAUCCACGCCAGAGUUACAUUCAGGUCCUGCAAAGCACCAGAGGCAUGCUGGAGAACAAAUACUCGCAGAUUCCUCAAUUGUCUGUUGGUGGGAAGUAUGACCUGAACCAGCCCGUAUAUGUUUAA
Molecule: messenger RNA, 1080 nt
Organism: Penicillium daleae
Lineage: Eukaryota; Fungi; Ascomycota; Eurotiomycetes; Eurotiales; Aspergillaceae
Product: caspase family protein
Exons: 4
Coding region: 1-1080 (359 amino acids)
Biological process (GO): proteolysis
Molecular function (GO): cysteine-type endopeptidase activity
Source: RefSeq, a predicted model, not a curated record